Messenger RNA from Haemonchus placei, 240 nucleotides. The record is from the annotation of a GenBank genome assembly. NCBI's taxonomy places the organism in Eukaryota, Metazoa, Nematoda, Chromadorea, Rhabditida, Trichostrongylidae.
AUGAGUCUAUGCUCUUACGACAUUGAUGGCAAUGUUUUGCAAACUGUGGACAAAGUCGCUGAUCUUGGCUUCUUCAUAUGCCGCAGUCUCACUUUCGGUGAACACAUAAAUAUGGUUGUGAGCAAGGCUACUAAUAAGGUGGGUAAACGGCAACAACUGCUGUUCAAACCCUCGUACAUGAGUAUCAAGGAAAAAUUACUAUACGGCAACACUACGCAAAUCAUCACCACUUACUCGUAA